Trichomycterus rosablanca is the source of this 4906-nucleotide messenger RNA. It is a transcript of the gene pcdh11, whose product is annotated as protocadherin 11. Gene Ontology annotation, biological process: homophilic cell-cell adhesion. Gene Ontology annotation, cellular component: plasma membrane. Lineage: Eukaryota; Metazoa; Chordata; Actinopteri; Siluriformes; Trichomycteridae. Bases 563 to 4252 code for a protein of 1229 amino acids. Gene Ontology annotation, molecular function: calcium ion binding. The transcript is spliced from 6 exons. The record is from RefSeq and is a predicted model, not a curated record.
CGUGGAACCUCCACAUCCACUUUCCACUCUUAACUCUGGCUCAAGCAUGACUGGCUCUGUCCAACCGUGAAGGUAACAGGCAAGAAAAGCAAACGCGUUGGGGCUAUGUUUUUACAGAGUGCGCCUUCGCCUUGGCAAGUCAGUGCGCACUUGCGCUUCAGACGCACCAAAAUGAUUAAAACAGUUCCCGUAUGGCCCGGCAGAGUCCCUCUUUUCUAACGAUGAGUUGUUCCCUUCUUUUGGUUUUCUUCCCACAACAGAACAGAAGUGUUGCCUGUGGUGUUGAGUGAGUGGAGGCACUGAAGCCGGGCACGAUCAGUCUGAGGAGGAAUUAACGGGGAAAAGUGAAGCGCUCCUGGACCGGAGACUUAAACAUAGAUUGCGCCUUUUUUUUGACCAGGAUACUGACGGAUCAGCACGAUUUUUUCCCUCUUCUGCACUUGACUCGGGACUUUAUUCUAUAAAGCCGGGAUGCUUCUUGCUACGUGACGGGAAUCGACUUUUAUCAGGAAAAUAAGCAUAGAAAUUACAGCCCUACCAAGAAAAGAAAUCCACAUCAACCAUGAGCAAGGAUUUAUCGAUGGAGGCCUGUAUGCUGAUUGUUUUCCUCACCUGCCUGGCAUCGCUGUGCUGGGCGCAGGAGAAGGACUACACAGUAAAGGAGGAGCAGGGGGAGAACUUCCGAAUCGGAAACCUGCGUAAAGACCUGGAUAUGCACCUAGAUCCUAACAUUAAGCUUUCCUCAGCCUUGCAGUUUAAACCGGUCUACAAGUCAGGGGAAGUGCCUUUGGUGAAGGUGGAGGCCAGUACGGGGGAGAUUUUCACCACGGCGCACCGGAUUGACCGCGAGAAGCUCUGCUCGGGAGUCUUCAUUGAGAAACGCUGCUACUACGAGAUAGAGGUGGCCGUUCUGCCCGACGAGAUCUUUCGUCUGGUGAAGAUCCGCUUUCUGAUUGAAGACAUCAAUGACAAUGCUCCGCUGUUCCAGUCUACAGUCAUCAACAUCUCCAUUCCCGAAAACACAGCCAUCAACAACCGCUAUCCUGUGCCCUCUGCUUUUGAUCCUGACGUAGGGAUCAACGGCAUCCAGACCUACGAGCUUGUCAAGAGGGUGAAUGAGUUCGGCCUCGAUGUCAUCGAGACUCCAGAAGGUGACAAGUGGCCUCAACUCAUAGUCCAGCAGAACCUGGAUCGAGAAACCAAGGACACCUUCGUAAUGAAAAUCAAAGUGGUAGACGGUGGAACCCCUCCAAAAUCCAGCACAGCCAUCCUCCAGGUGACCGUGUCGGACGUGAAUGACAAUCGUCCGGUGUUCAAGGACAGCGAAGUGGAGGUGAACGUGCCCGAAAAUGCCCCGGUCGGGACGUCGGUCGCGCAACUCCACGCCACAGAUGCCGAUCUGGGCUCCAAUGCACAGAUUCACUUCUCCUUUAGCAGCCAAAUCUCUCCAUUAUCUAGAAGACACUUUGCUAUCGACGGCGCAACUGGAUUGAUCACUGUCAAGCAACCUCUGGACAGGGAAUCCAUCCCGAGUCAUAAACUCAUCGUCCUGGCUAGUGAUGGUAGCACCACUCCUUCAAGGGCUACCGUCUCGGUGAAUGUAACGGACGUUAAUGAUAACGUUCCUUCCAUAGACACUCGGUACAUAAUGAACCCUGUUAACGGCACUGUACUGUUAUCUGAAAAUGCCCCUCUAAAUACAAAAAUAGCUCUAAUUACAGUGACUGACAGAGAUGCUGACCUUAAUGGUAAAGUGACGUGUUACACGGAUCAUGACGUUCCAUUUCGGUUAAAGCCCGUUUUUAAUGACCAAUUCUUGCUGGAAACUGCGGCUCCGUUAGAUUACGAGACCACUCGUGAGUACGCAAUUAAGAUAGUGGCUUCGGAUUCUGGAAAACCUCCCUUGAACACUUCUGCAAUGGUCCUAAUUAAAAUCAAGGAUGAGAACGAUAAUGUUCCAGUUUUUCCUCAGCCGGAGAUUCAGCUUUCCAUUCCGGAGAACAACGAUCUCGGCGCGCAGCUGAUAAAAAUCAGCGCCACUGAUGCAGACAGCGGUACUAAUGCACUGAUUGUUUAUACCCUUGGACCAGACACGCCUGAUGGGUUUAACAUAGAUCCACGGUCUGGUAUCCUUUCGGUUAGCAAGAGGCUGGAUAGAGAAAAACAGGAAAUGUAUGCCUUUACGGUCGUUGCACGGGAUAGCGGUCCUAAUCCUCUUCAGAGCAAUAUCACUGUGAAGCUGAUCGUCCAGGACAUAAACGAUAACAGUCCAGCCUUUACGCAUUCUGAAUAUAACUUCUAUGUGCCUGAGAACUUGCCCUUGUAUGGCACAGUUGGCUUGAUCACAGUCACGGACGCAGAUGCUGGUGAAAAUUCAGUGGUCACUUUGUCUAUUAUUAACGAAAAAGACAAUUUCAUCAUUGACCCUAAGACUGGUGUAAUCAAGCCAAAUAUUACAUUUGACCGGGAGCAGCAAAGCUCCUACACCUUUUUAGUCAAGGCUGUGGAUGGAGGGUUAGUCCAAAAAACCUCAUAUGCUAAGGUCACCAUAAAUGUUGUUGACGUUAACGACAAUCGACCUGUCUUUGUCAUUCCUUCCUCCAACUACUCUUAUGACCUUGUUCCUUUCACGACUAGUCCUGGAUCAGUGGUAACCAGAGUGUACGCCAUUGACAAUGACACUGGGAUGAAUGCAGAGCUGCACUACAGCAUCAUCGGCGGGUCACCACGAGGACUGUUUUCUAUUGACAAGAACACGGGGAACAUUACCCUACAGGAAAAGAUAGUUAACAGCGAUCAAGGGCUUCACAGACUGGUCGUGAUGGUCAAGGACUUAGGACAGCCAGAGCCCUUGCAUGCCAUCGCCCUUGUUCACUUGUUCAUCAAUGAUACCGUCUCCAACUCCACAUUCAUUCAGGAGCAAGUCCGAAGAAGCAUGGAGACCCCCUUCGACAAUAAUGUAGGAGACAAUGAACCGAUCCCUCAGACCAGCGGCUAUGUAAUAGUCGUCAUCGCCAUAAUUGCCGGGACUAUGACCGUCAUACUGGUUAUUUUCGUGACCGCUUUGGUACGUUGUCGGCAGACACCCAGACAUAAAGUCGUUCAGAAGGGCAAGCAGAGUGGGGAGUGGGUAUCGCCAAACCAAGAAGGCCGCCAAAUCAAAAAGAAGAAGAAGAAAAAGAAGCGGUCGCCUAAGAGCUUGCUGCUGAACUUUGUGACCAUUGAAGAAUCCAAGUCUGAAGAUCCUACCCAUGAGCACAUCAAUGGUACAUUAGACCUUCCGGUUGAGCUCGAGGAGCAGACCAUGGGGAAGUAUAACUGGGCCACCACACCAACCACCUUCAAACCUGACAGUCCUGACUUGGCCAAGCAUUACAAGUCGGCCUCUCCACAGCCUACAUUCCAGAUCAAACCGGAAACCCCAGUGGCUCCCAAGAAGCACCAUGUCAUUCAGGAGCUCCCCCUGGACAACACAUUUGUAGUUGGCUGUGACACACUCUCCAAGUGUUCCUCCACCAGCUCCGACCCUUACAGCGUCUCAGAAUGCAGCUGUCAAGGGAGCUUUAAGGCACCGGGGCAAAUCCACACCCGACAGAAUCAGAGCCAGACUCCAGACAAGACAUUCCCUGCAGUCUCUGCUACUUGUCCCCAUAAGCAGACGCAACGGCGCGUGACCUUUCACCUUCCUGACGGUUCUCAGGAAACCUGUAGUGCCACUGGACCAGUGGAGCAGGAGAUGAACAGCGGUGCCAACACCACCCAGUCACUGCCUCUGGGCUUUCCACAGGAUGAGUACUACGAGCAAACCUCGCCGAACAGCCGUACUGAGGGCGAUGGGAACUCUGACCCGGAGUCCACUAUUGAAGUGAACCUGCAGAAAGCACUGGCCGAGGCCUCCGAGACCUGCACCCAGGAAUGCCUGAUCCUCGGCCACUCUGACAGCUGCUGGAUGCCCCCAGCGGUGACCCAGUUCCAGACGUCCGGCACUGCCACGCUUCCUUCAUUUAGCCUUCAGCAGAGCUGGGCGCGUGGAGGCGCGAUGCCAGAUGGCCGUCACACCCUUGGCAGGUCGGUGCCCAGAGAUGAUGUGGACAAAGGGAGCAAUCGUCCUCAAUUCUACAACACGCUGGACAGACACUGUAGCAAGAAAGAUGACGCCGUAAAGGUCAUCCCUCUAGCCAGCUUCUCAGCCACGUCCAGCCCGCAGAACACUGGCAUUUCCUCCGCUUUCUUACAUGAGCAUCAGCUGUAAUAGAAGUGCGUGGUACUAAAGCUAGUCCCAGCCAUUUUCAGCAAGAAUGGUGUUGGGGGCGGCAUUUGAUCAUUAAAAAAAAAGAAAAGAAAAGGAAACCUUAAAGACGUUCAUAAUCAACACAUCUGUAGUGGAAGUGCUUAUAAGGAAAUUUUGUAUUUGUAAGUGAACUGAAAGUCAAAAUAGUCCAAUGCACACUGUACAAACUAGAUAUACAGUAGAUCUGAACCAAAGUAGCACUGAAAAUCAAAAAUGAAUUUAAAAAAGUUUAAAAUAGCUGUGUCUCUGCUAGGUAGUGGCUAAUGAAUCGAGCUUCGAUGAUGAUGUCAGUGUUUUUGGAGCUUUUUAAAUAUGAUGUAAUCACUAAACACAUAUAUGCUGUUGAAUGAAAUUAGUGAGUUGUUACUUGUGUGGGUGAUUGCGAUAUCUUAGCUUCAGUGAAAUGGUAAUACGUGAUUUCUCGCCGAGUUUUUCCGAGCAGUUCCAUUCAGAUGACACUUAUCCCCAUCCGAGUGUGCUGCAUAGACUUUACUGAGACAAGAGUCUAUUACUGUAGGCCUUUACUGCAAAAAAUGGCUCUGGCUCUGUGUUAACAUUGUAAAAAGUUUCUUAAAGCUGUUUGUUUUGAACUUUCUUUCUUUCUUAUGGACUGAA